Messenger RNA from Acytostelium subglobosum LB1, 417 nucleotides. RefSeq lists its product as hypothetical. The record is from RefSeq and is a predicted model, not a curated record. NCBI's taxonomy places the organism in Eukaryota, Evosea, Eumycetozoa, Acytosteliales, Acytosteliaceae. Gene Ontology annotation, molecular function: calcium ion binding. The transcript has 2 exons. The annotation marks the transcript as partial. Gene Ontology annotation, cellular component: cytoplasm.
AUGGAACAAUUGACAGACGAUCAGCGACAGGAGUUCAACACUUGUUUCCAGAUGUUCGAUAAGGACAAUGAUGGUAGACUAAACUCAAAGGAGGCACUCAUGGCACUCAAGUCAGUCGGUGUCAAUCUCAAUGAGAAUGAUGUCGCCUCGGGCGUUGAUAUCAAUGGAUUCUUGGCCAUCGUCGUCAAGAAGCUGCAGAUCACUGACCCAGAGGACGAGCUGAGACGCGCAUUCAACUGUUUCGAUCAGGAGGGCAAUGGAUUUGUCUCAUGCGACUACCUGAAGCAGAUCCUCAUGUCAAUGGGCGACGCCAUGAACGGACAAGAGGCUGGCGAUCUAGUUCGCGAGUGUGACACAGACAAUGACGGCUUCAUCAACUCUGCCGAUGCCACCAAGCUCAUCCUCUCCAAGCUUCAG